UUGACGGCUUAGAGCCCACCUCGCCGAAUUUGAAAAGGCGGCCCCGGAGAGGCGUGGGCGCCCCCCACACACUUCCAGCUCGCACCCGGGCGCCGAUCGCUCGCCCGGCUCCUCUCGCUCUGCUCCCGGCCGGGGCCGCAGGUUCGGUCCGGGCGCCGGUGCGCUCCUGCCGGUCCUCGUGCCCGGGACUCCAGGUCCCCGCGGUCUGCCGCGCACGAUGAAGCUGGCCCUGCUCCUGCCCUGGGCGUGUUGCUGCCUCUGCGGGUCGGCGCUGGCCACCGGCUUCCUCUACCCUUUCUCGGCCGCAGCCCUGCAGCAGCACGGCUACCCGGAGCCCGGCGCCGGCUCCCCUGGCAGCGGCUACACGAGCCGCCGGCACUGGUGCCAUCACACGGUGACACGGACGGUGUCCUGCCAGGUGCAGAAUGGCUCGGAGACGGUGGUCCAGCGUGUGUACCAGAGCUGCCGGUGGCCGGGGCCCUGUGCCAACCUCGUGAGUUACAGGACUCUGAUCAGACCCACCUACAGAGUGUCCUACCGCACGGUGACGGCGCUGGAGUGGAGGUGCUGCCCUGGCUUCACCGGGAGCAACUGUGAUGAGGAAUGCAUGAACUGCACCCGGCUCAGUGACAUGAGUGAGCGACUGACCACACUGGAGGCCAAGGUCCUCCUGCUAGAAGCAGCAGAACGGCCCGCGAGCCCCGACAACGACCUCCCAGCUCCCCAGAUCACCCCUCCCCCCUGGAACGAGGACUUCUUCCCCGACGCCAUCCCUCUCGCUCACCCGGGGCCACGACAGAGAAGGCCCACGGGCCCAGCCGGGCCCCCAGGGCAGACAGGACCACCAGGGCCUGCAGGCCCCCCUGGGUCCAAAGGUGACCGAGGCCAGACAGGAGAGAAGGGCCCAGCAGGGCCCCCUGGGCUCCUGGGGCCUCCAGGGCCCCAGGGGCUUCCUGGAGAGAUGGGGCGCCCCGGCCCCCCAGGACCACCCGGCCCAGCAGGCAGCCCAGGCCCCUCACCAAACAGUCCCCAGGGCGCCCUCUACUCCCUGCAGCCACCUACAGACAAAGACAAUGGAGACUCAAGGCUGGCCUCUGCCAUCGUGGACACAGUGCUGGCGGGCAUCCCAGGACCCCAGGGCCCCCCUGGUCCACCAGGUCCCCCUGGGCCUCAAGGUCCCCCAGGACCCCCAGGAACACCUGGAUCCCAGGGCCUGGCUGGAGAGCGAGGCACGGUGGGGCCGUCCGGUGAACCUGGCGUGAAGGGGGAAGAAGGAGAGAAAGCCGCCGCUGCAGAGGGUGAGGGGGUGCAGCAGCUGAGAGAGGCCCUGAAGAUCCUGGCAGAGCGAGUCCUCAUCCUGGAGCACAUGAUUGGGAUCCACGAUCCCCUGGCCUCCCCGGAGGGAGGUUCUGGCCAGGAUGCCGCCCUGAAAGCCAACCUCAAGAUGAAGAGGGGUGGCCCCCGACCCGAUGGGGUUCUUGCUGCCCUGCUUGGGCCCGACCCUGGACAGAAGAGCGUGGACCAGGCCAGCAGCAGGAAGUGAGACCCCACUGCUCCAGGACACCCUGUCCUGGCUAGAGACCCAGCCCCAGAGGCCUGAGCCGCCGCUGGUUCCUAAAGAUGCCCCCAGGGGAACUGGGCUCCAGGCAUGGAUGAUUGUGAGGACCUGGGGGGCUUUGGGGACAGAUAAUGUCUCCAGGGGCAGGGUCUGGAGGGGCCAGCACCCUCAUCAGAGCCCUUCUCUGGCCUUGCCCCUCCCCCACCCCCACUCCCGGCUGGAGACGGGGUCUGGGUGGGCUGGGUGCUGGGAAUAAGAAUAAUCCUAAUACCCAUCAUGUAUUGAGUCCCUGCUAUAACUGGCCCUGUCCAGGGAACUUUCCUUACGUUGUCUCAUAUUUAACCCUUAGGAGGUAAGCUUAUUAUCCCCACUUCACAAGGGGACCGACGCUCGGAUGGUAGAAAUAACCCUCCCUUGGCCACCAGGUCAUGGGUGGCAGGGGCGGGAUUUGAACCCAGGCCCCUCAGUUCCUGAAGCCAUGUUCUCUCGACCCUGCCAGCUUCCCCUCUUUGCGAGAAAACUCAGACAGGGAGGGUGCAGGGCCAGGAUGGUUCCUUAAGGCAAGCAGGGUUGCGGGGAGGCUGGGCCAGCCGGUCUGAGGGGAUAGGCAGGGUCCUGCAGGGCCUGGGGCUUCCAUUCCUCAACCCCCUUCCCCACUGGCUGGGGGGACGCGGCCUGGCCUGCAGCUGCUCUCAGAGGCCAGGGAGAUCCUGAAUAAGUCACUGCCAGCCACGCAGACUUGAGGACCCUGAGAGAGCAGCACUGGGGGUGCAAGGGCCCCCCAAAACCAGAUCGGCAUCACCGGCCACUGCCUCCCAGCCUCACUGAGCCCACCCGCCCUCUCUGGGUCCGUCCCAUCCCUGCGCCGGAGGCAGCAUUUCAUGGGCGUGUCUGUCAGAGGUGGGACUUUCCGCCUCUACCCCAUGAGUUCGUCUCUCAGGGGACUCUGUAGGUUUGCUACUUUUGCAUGGCACAGCAAGUCCAAUGUCCCCUUUGCAAACUGCAGAGAGGGAAACAGAGUCCCAGGCCUGCUGGGAAGAGAUGCUCCUGCCUCCCACCUUCCAGAGUUGGGGAGCCUGGCAGGCUCCACGGCAGGCACCAGGUCCCUAGCAGCCCAGAGCAGCUCUGAUUGGAGCCCUCAAGGCCUCUGGGGCCCGGGUCUCUGUGAUCAGCUCAGCCCUGGUGCUCCUCUCUUGCUGGACUGGGACCUGGGAUACAGCCACGACAGCAAACUCAGAGAAUUGAAGGUGCUGGCGCCACCCUGGGGCACUGCACUCUGUCUUCACAGCAGGAGUGACUGUCUCCAGUGCUCUUGGUACUCCUGUUCGGCUGUGGCCUGGUCCCUCUGGGCCCUGGGAUCUUCUUUUGGCCCUUGAGGCAGGUCUGGAGAGGCAGUGUGUGUCUUCAUGGAGGGGCGGUCAGAGGCGGGCGGGACCACCAGCCUGUAGCGUUAUUAUUGUAUCUGACAAUAAAGGUGCUCUCCCCAC
This is a messenger RNA of Macaca mulatta (Rhesus monkey), 3045 nucleotides long. RefSeq names its product collagen type XXVI alpha 1 chain (gene COL26A1). The record is from RefSeq and is a predicted model, not a curated record. Gene Ontology annotation, molecular function: protein binding. Lineage: Eukaryota; Metazoa; Chordata; Mammalia; Primates; Cercopithecidae.